CACACUCACCAUCAACCCUCCCCACUCCACUUCCAUCCCUCCGUCACUUCAUUCAUUUCUAAUUCAUUCCCGAUCCUUUUUCUUGUAAAUAUCUGUACUACUGCCGCUGCAUCACUCUCCCCUUACUUCUUCUCCUUCCUCUCCUCCUUUACCUUGCUGGCCACAUCAUGGGAAACUCGUCCUCGACUCCCAGUCAAACCGAAAGCAACAGCAAUAGCACAACACCUUCUGGCAAAACACCCAGCUCCACCUCUGCCAACAAACCAACCCAGGCCUUACUCACCUCCCCAGGUUCAGGCGCCUCGACAGCAGCAGGGGCCACUCCUACUCGAGGCGCACACACCAAUAUUCCCAUCCGCCCUGCCGCUACCCCAGGCAGUGCGGGUUCACGACCAGGUCCCUCGCCAUAUGUGCCUUAUACCCAACACAGACCACCCAUUCCUGCCCCCGCUCAACCUCGCCCUCAGCAACAGCAACAGCAACAGCAACAGCAACAGCAACAGCAACAGCAACAGCAACAGCAACAGCAACAGCAACAGCAACAGCAACAGCAACAGCAACAGCAACAGCAACAGCAACAGCAACAGCAACAGCAACAGCACCAGCAACAGCAACAGCAGCAUCGACCAGUAUCGCAGUACAUCCCGACCUCAGCAUACGUACAGAGUAAUAAUAAUAGUAGUUCAAGACCGCAACAGCCCAAUCCUCUCUCAGGUCCAACUUUCCAGCGAAUGGCGGAUCGUCCUGCACCUUCCUCGUCUCAGUCUACCGCGACAGCGGCAGACGAUGAGAUCCCAACAAUUGUGCUCCAGGAACAGAUGGAUACUAUGUUAAUCGAGAUCGCGACCGCAGAGUCCAGGGUCAUAGAGCUUCGUGAGGAGCUUGACACAUUUGAGAGCCAUCCCAUCUUCCAGGACAUGAUGCUUGUCUGGUUCUGUUCGUUCAGCCCCAGCAACUACUCGAUGCAGCGUCUGGACGACCUGAAGCGGGACGCUCUUGAGGCCUGGAAGCCCGUCCUAUCGAGCUUCAAAUCCGGCCAUUCUGGCGACGGAGCCCAGGACCAGAACCUGACUGAGAUCGAAGGACAGCUUUUCGAGUCGAUUAUCCAGGACGUUAUCUCUCACGCCGACAUGAUUGUUGGAUCCACUUUGUCACCUGAACAGUUGAUUCAAAACCUCAUUCAAGUUGCUCACUUGGAGCUCGGGGAUGCACGCAGGACCCUGGAGCAGAAUCGGAACGCGUUUCAGGAGUGCCAACUGAUGCUGCAGGCUCGAGGAGUCAUCCCGCCAGCUGUUCUUGAGAUGCAGCGCCGAAUUGAAGACGAGCAACGGAGGGAGCUGGAGGCUAGACGAGCAGAGGAGCAUCGGCAAAGGGAAUUGGCCGCGCAGCAGCUACGAGAGGGACAGAAGGCCCGCGAACUCGAGAGACAGAAAGAGCUCGAGAGGCAGAAAGAGCGCGAGAGACAGAAAGAGCUCGAGAGACAGGAAGCUAAGCGCAGAGAGGAAGAGGAACAGCGCAAAAAGAAAGAGCAGUUACGGCAAAAAUUGGUGACAAACCCAGUCCGUCCAGCCAGUGCAGCGACAUCGACAACGGCGACAGCGACAACAGCAACAGCGUUGCACUCGAAGCACCCUGCGAACCCUGUUUCCGGACGCCCCAAAGCAUCAUCAGUUUCCGUGGCAAGUAAUCUUCCUCCAUACAGCUCUCUGAUUGCAAAGAGGGUACACGCGGAGUCCCCGGCAUCGUUUGGUAUCAGUUUUACAGAGGAGGAGACCGUUUUGACGGACCAGGAGCCCGAGAGUGCGCACAUGGCCGUCUCAUCCAACGUCCAAGGUGCAGGCAACCCUAAACGCGAUCAGCAUCACCCAGAUUCAAUGUUGAGUAAAUAUCCUGUCGCGAACACAACUAGCCAUGCAAUACACGACACAGACGCGGAUGAAGGCGAGGCCCCCGCAACGCCACUUUUCAGGCGACGACGGCCCCAGCAUGAACUUCCUGAAGCAAGUGCUGCGAUGAGACCAGUAUCAAUGAUGCCAUCCACUGUGGCAGUCAAUAAUCAAUACGGAGCACAACAUUCAGCGCCCUACCCACUUUCACAAAACGCCAGUGUGUCGCCAAGCGGACCAGAGCCGAUGCACAUGAGUAUGCCCCAGCCUCAUAUCCCCGACUACAACCGCCAGGAUUACGGAAUCAAACAGGGACAUAGCCGAAGCGCCAUAGAGCCCCACGAUCCGGCCCAUACCAUACCUCAGCCGACGCUUUACCCGCCCCAAGUCGUCACUGAGCAAGACCUCCAGGAUCGCUUAGCCGCAGAACGCCUGGAGCAGCUCAAGAGGCAGAACGAGGAAAUGCAGCGUGAGCUCCUUCGAAGUCAAGAGCAGCAGCGCAUGCAUGCGAUGAACAUCCAGAAUCUGGAGAUGCAGAGCCAAGCGGUGUCGCAGGGCUAUCCACCUUUCACUCACACGGAGCCUGUCGGUCUGCCACAUGAUCAUACGCCAGAGGAGUAUCACGACCGCUCUCAGCAGAUGCCGAAUCAGUAUCCGGGCCACUCUCCCUACCCGCCAUACGGACAGUAUCUGCAGCAGCAGCAGCAGCAGUAUGGCUAUCCGAACCAAUUCCCACAACAAACAUACCAGGUGUACAGUGCAGAAUAUACCAACGACGCCAGUCCUUCGUCUUAUAAUGGGCCGAUGAUACAUGGUCAGGAUCAGCAGUUUAAUCAAGAGGCAUAUAGCAGCUAUGCGCAAUAUGGCGUCUAUAGCAAUCAUCUCAGUCCUACGAACAACACCGGUUGGGGCUCUGGACAUCAACAGCAUCCUGGAUACAUGCAACAACAACAACAGCAGCCGCAUCAAUACUCGCAGCCAGUCUCGCCAGCUCAUCAACAACAAUCUUUCACGCAACAGCAGCAUCAGCAUCAGUAUCAGCAUCAACAGCAGGGAUCAAUAGGACAGGAGCAGCAGGAUGCCUAUGUCGAACCUGAACCUCUUAGGCGACAAGGAACAGUGACCUAUUCCGUCUCACCUUACGUGAACGCGUACGGUUUUGAUCCGGCUCCAAUCGACGUUGAGAUCUCCAUAGUGUCACUAGGACCCUCACCGGCUGCUGCGCCCAGUUUGGAAAACCCGAUCGCAGAGAAUAAUGCCACCUCGGCUGGCGUAUUGCCUCAGAUCAGAGCUAAUCCUGCGAAGGCCCCUGUCCGCAGAGCGCCUCAAGCAAUUUUGACAGAGGAACAGCAACAGCAGGCAGCUGCGAAUGUAGAGCAGCCGCCAGAAGACAACAAAUCAGACUAUCCUCAGCCAACUCCUAAUUCGACGGCCUCAGUAGGAUCAGAGGGCUCUUGUCGAGACCAACCAGUGCGUACUGCAAUGGCUAACCAAAGUCAUGAGUCCUCGGUCUGGACUGGGGGUAAAGCGGCAGACCAAGGUGUCGCGACCAAGUACCAUGAUGAGAAGGACAAAAAAAUGGACGAGGACGGAAAGGACCACGCAGCGGAGGAAGUACAGAGGGAAAUAGACAUUGAGUCAAAAAAGGAGGUAGAGGAGAAAGCAGUAAAGGAGGAAGAGAAGCAGGAAGUGGUGGCGGACGAGGGAGACGAGGAGGAAGAGGAGGUUCUUCACCGCUCUGUGCGAAAAAUGCGGAUCGACGUACCAGUUUCGACUCCACCCUCGGCUGCGACGACUGAUCCCAUUCCUAGUCCGCGGCCAGUCUCAGCUCCAACUCCUACUCCAGCACCGAGGCCUUCACCUAGGCCCUUCUCCACUACGACGCUGUCUCCAGCGCUCCAGGCCACUCAUAGAAUGAGCCAGGUUUUUGCUCCGUUUCCUGGUCAGCGACCACCUCUCCGUGCAGUGCCUCGCCCUGCGGCUCGGCCGCUCGUCGGUAGUAUGUCGACGUCCUUGUCAGAGCCAGAAUCUCAGGCACCGCCAGAGAAUAAGGACGCACAGAAUGGUGAUGGACGAAAUAUAGCUUGUGGUACAAAAUCACGCUCAUUUGAGGAUAAGACCGCACCGUCGCCUGAACAGGAGCCGGCAGUAUCCUCCCGGCCGCCCGGCAGACCAGUCAGUUUGCUCUCUGACGAUAAAAGACCUGUAGUCCCCAAGAAGCCUGCUGCCCUCCGUAGCCCUCGGAAACCAAGUUUAGAGCACCAGGAUUUGCACCAACACUCAUUGUAAAAUAAACCGUCAUGCUCAUCACGUGCGUUUA
Messenger RNA from Gamsiella multidivaricata, 4206 nucleotides. RefSeq lists its product as uncharacterized. Lineage: Eukaryota; Fungi; Mortierellomycota; Mortierellomycetes; Mortierellales; Mortierellaceae. The transcript is spliced from 2 exons. The coding region runs from base 168 to 4175 and encodes 1335 amino acids. The record is from RefSeq and is a predicted model, not a curated record.